Molecule: messenger RNA, 1671 nt
Organism: Brettanomyces nanus
Lineage: Eukaryota; Fungi; Ascomycota; Pichiomycetes; Pichiales; Pichiaceae
Exons: 1
Coding region: 1-1671 (556 amino acids)
Biological process (GO): CDP-diacylglycerol biosynthetic process; cardiolipin biosynthetic process
Cellular component (GO): mitochondrion
Molecular function (GO): phosphatidate cytidylyltransferase activity
Source: RefSeq, a predicted model, not a curated record
AUGCUGAAAUUCCCGCAAAUUACUUUACGAGGUCCAUUAUACUUGAAUAGGACAUCUCAUUACACCUUAUCUCGUUUCAACUCAACCAAAAGUGAUACAUCAUCGAUUAAGGUUAAACUUACAGACAAUCAAGCUGACGAAAAGGGGACCAUCGACUCGUCCUCGACUAUUUCUGCCAACAGAAUAUCAAGAGACGAUGCUCAAAUCCUCCUAGAUCGUCUUUUCAAGACAAAUAAACCGUCGUGGUCAAUAACAUCCAAAGAUGGAUCGUUUUCUAGACAGCAGGCCAUGUCAAAUAUUCAAGAAAAGAACAAAUUCAAGGUUCUGGACGAAAAGUUGUUGGAAUUGCAGUCUCAACCAGUCGAUUUUCAAUACUAUCUAAGAAAUAUCAACGACUUGAAGAGUGCCAAUCAACUUCCCUACAAGUUUGGCUCCAAUCAACUUGUUUCUGAGGAUCCUACAAUGAACCAUUUCCUCAGACAGAUCGUCUGGGAAUUUAAUGCUCCUAUUCGAUAUGCUUUUGGAUACGGUUCCAAAGUAUUCUCGCAGAAUGUGGAUGCAUCAAAGUCUCAAGUCGAUAUGAUCUUUGCCGUUUCUUAUCCUGGUCAUUGGCAUUCUCUUAAUCUACAUCAAUAUCCUCAACAUUAUUCAUUCUUACGGUAUUUCGGCUCUGAGACUAUUUCUAAAAUAGCCGACUGGGGGGCUGGAGUCUACUUCAAUCCAUUCGUGAAGAUGAAUUUCACUAAAACCCAACAGACUAAAGCGGAUUUCCAACUUAAAUAUGGUGUAACAUCUGUUGAAAACCUUGUUGACGAUUUGACUAAUUGGACUACAAUGUAUUUGAGUGGCAGAUUACAUAAGCCCGUGGCUAUAGUUAGAAACGCGCCCAAAAUUUCAUUGUUGGAGCAAUUUAAUUUGACAAGUGCUGUUAAGUUGUCGCUCCUUUUACUUAAUAAGCCUGAAAUCAAUGAGACAGAGCUAUACGAGGCCAUCACUUCCAUUUCGUAUUUGGGAGACCCAAGAGUUAAACUUGGAGGAGAGAAUCCUUACAAGGUUCAGAACAUUGUUCAAGGUCAGUUUGAGUCAUUCAGAAAGGUGUAUUUGCCAUUAAUUAAGAGUUAUUUCCCCACCCUAUUACAGCAGCAGACACCCUCAGAUGCGGCUGAACAUGUGUUCAAGGUGAAUCUAUCAUCAGAAGCUAAGGCUGCCAUCAUUUCUGAACUUCCUAAGAACUUCAGAAAGAAAGUGUUGGAUAAAUACACUUCGAAAUAUCAAUCUGAGUUCUCGAAAGACCUAGUGUCACAGAAUGUAUUGGGUAAGCUACCAUUAAUCACGAGAGCCUCGUUGAAACCCCUCAAAUCACACAGUGAGUUGUCGUUCAUGGAAUUACAAGAAAUGACCAAUGAUCCAGGUACAAGACUCUCAGAGGUUCCUUUGGAAGACUGGGAAUACAUUCCAACGAGUAAUGAUUACAAGAUUGCUGAAUUUGUACGUAAAGUUGCUGAUGAUGAUCAAUUGGCUUAUAAUUUGAGACUCAGCAUUAAACAAACAGUGGCUGGACCUGCACUGAUCCAAACUAUGAAGGGGAUUCUUACUUCAGGAAUGAUCAAAUCAGUGAAAUAUGCUUGGGGAAAAAAGACAAAGUACUGGCAAGGAAAAGCCAGCCAGUGA